Molecule: messenger RNA, 1594 nt
Organism: Gossypium arboreum
Lineage: Eukaryota; Viridiplantae; Streptophyta; Magnoliopsida; Malvales; Malvaceae
Product: expansin-A4
Exons: 3
Coding region: 126-905 (259 amino acids)
Biological process (GO): plant-type cell wall organization
Cellular component (GO): extracellular region
Source: RefSeq, a predicted model, not a curated record
ACCCUCUCUUUAAGUAGAGCCCCCCUCCCUCCAUCUGCCUUAAAUCUCUCAAGUCUCAGCCCUAUCUUCCUUUUUGUUUAUUAGGAAAAAAAGAGUAGAGUUUGAGUAACUGAAGAAGGGAAAAAAUGGGUAUUGCAGGUGCAGUGUGCAUUAUUGUGGGUUUUAUCUCAUCAAUGUGGAUGGCUGAGGCAAGAAUUCCAGGAGUUUACUCCGGUGGGGCAUGGCAAAAUGCACAUGCUACCUUCUACGGCGGCUCUGAUGCCUCUGGCACCAUGGGAGGAGCUUGUGGAUAUGGAAACUUGUACAGCCAAGGUUACGGAGUUAACACGGCAGCCUUGAGCACAGCAUUGUUCAACAAUGGGUUAAGCUGCGGUGCUUGCUUUGAGAUAAAGUGCGCAAGUGAUCCAAAAUGGUGCCAUUCCGGAAGCCCUUCCAUCUUCAUCACGGCAACCAACUUUUGCCCCCCAAACUACGCUCUCCCAAACGACAAUGGCGGCUGGUGCAACCCUCCUCGCUCUCACUUUGACCUCGCCAUGCCCAUGUUCCUUAAGAUUGCUGAGUACCGUGCAGGAAUCGUUCCUGUUUCUUACCGCCGGGUGCCAUGCCGGAAGAGGGGAGGGAUCAGGUUCACUAUCAACGGUUUCCGUUACUUCAACUUGGUUUUGAUCUCGAACGUGGCGGGUGCAGGGGAUCUUGUGAAGGUUAGCGUGAAAGGAUCAAGGACUGGUUGGAUGAGCAUGAGCCGAAACUGGGGUCAGAACUGGCAAUCAAACGCCGUUCUUGUUGGUCAGUCACUCUCUUUCAGGGUCACAGGCAGUGACAGGCGCACUUCCACCUCUUGGAACAUCGUUCCCGCCCAUUGGCAGUUUGGUCAAACAUUCACCGGCAAGAAUUUCAGAGUUUGAUAAAUAUGUGUUUUAUUAUUUUUCUUUUUGACGAUUUGGAGGAAGGAAGAACCAAUUUGCAAAAGAAAAACUUAUUAACCCCAAGAGUGAAAAAAACUUUAGCAGUAAAAACGAAAAAAAAUACAAGUUCCCCGCCAUGAUCCAUUUCCAUUUCUACUCUUCUUUCCUUUUGGGUUUCGACUUUUUUAACCAGUAUUGACCCUUUUAAGUGGUAAAGAGACGAAGGGCAAAUAUGUAAGGGAAAAAGACUGAUACGGCUGCACAAGACUGUAGCCCACAGCCAAAAGGUUACCAGUUAGUUUAACGAGGCUAUAUAAUAUUAUAUACUAUUUGCCUUAGUAUAGUUGAGUUGAAAUAUAUAUAAAUGUUUGGUUUGUUUCCUAUUUGAAUAUGUUAGGAAGUAGGGUUUUUUUAAAAUAUAUUUACAUAAGUCGAGAUAUCGUAACUUUCAUUAUGUUUGACGUCGUAUAUCUACAAAUUCUUAUACUCUCCAAUUUCUAGUUAGCGCUAUAAUCCGAAAGUUAAUGGCUUUACUGAAUACGGAGUGUCGUAGCUUCAUUAGCCAUGGUCUUAUGUAAAAUGGAGCAGGGUUUGGAUACAAUCAUGAAGCACUUUAAUGGAUAUUAUUUAUGGAUUCCCAAUUAUUGCCACUUUCUUGGGGGAAUUUCUUGUUAGUUUCUCAAAGCAAA